GUAUCUUAAUUUGAGUCUGCCGUUUCUGCUGUCUCUAUGACUCCGCGUCAUGGAACAGAACAAAAUACGUUCAGAAUUUUCCUUGUAUCUUUUUUGAAGUCUCCAAUUUUACUGCAUUGGUUUUCACCCGUAACGCUUAUAGAAGAUGUUGUUAAGGAAGCUGAACUUUGCAUUGGUAUAUCCAGUGACCUUUCACAAAUUAGUUUCAUCGACAAAGGGGACCUGAAUCAUCUCUCAUCUCUGAAUGAAUCAAACAUAGUCAAUGGGUCAACUCUUCUUGUUAGGACAUCAAGACAGCUCGAGACUCUAUUUAAAUCUAUAAUAACCGGUGACAUCAAACUUAUCAUCAAUCAAGGUUUGUCAAAGUUCUUCCCCUACCCAUCCGGACCCUUCAACAAUGUUUCAACUGAGUAUCAGAAGGACUAUAUCACUUGUCGUUUGAACAUUGCUUUGCUAUUUGCUUCUGGACUGAAUCUGGUGAGAAUCUGCAAUGUGCUCAUCGGUUUAGGUGCAAAUGUAAAUGCUAAGACCAAAUUUGGUAGAACCGCCCUGCAUAUAGCUGCUGCCCACUCUUCAGAACAAAUUAUUGAAAAUCUUGUCGAGCGAGGUGCAAAUAUGAAAUUGAAAGAUAUCUUUGGUGAAACAGCCUUGGAUAUAGCUAAACGCUAUGGGAAUCAUCAUACAGCUAAUCUGUUACAACGAUUAAAUUGGUUACAAAGGUGUAAAUCAGCUAAACUUCAAUAUUUAAAUAUACCGCUUGCAGCUUUUCAAAUGUGUGACUCAGCAUAUCCAAAAUGGCGCCAAAAUAUCAAUGGUCAAGUUUAUUUACAGAAACUAACGCCAAGAGGUGAAUAUAUGGGCACACGCUUAAAUGCAUCCAAAUGGCAUUGGCCUAAAUUGGAUAUGGUUUUAACAAGGAAGAAAAUACAUCUUGAAGCAAAAGCAACCAAUAUUCGCGUCAAAUCUGCACCACCCACCACCUAUACAAAACAACGUCAACAUCCAAUGAAGAAGUAAUAGUAUAACUGAUUAGUUUCAUCUAUUUCUACGAGGAAUAAUUUUUCUUUCCUUAAUAUUACUAUAUGAUUAGACAACAUCAAUCUAAUAAUAAAAAUAUAAUAAGAGACCAUUAUUUUUACCGUUUUCUUUCAGGAGCGGCUAAGAAGCUUUAUCAGUCUGAGAGCACACUAUUAUUUCUGUUGGUAUUCAU
Messenger RNA from Heterobilharzia americana, 1210 nucleotides. Lineage: Eukaryota; Metazoa; Platyhelminthes; Trematoda; Strigeidida; Schistosomatidae. The record is from the annotation of a GenBank genome assembly.